Molecule: messenger RNA, 318 nt
Organism: Protopolystoma xenopodis
Lineage: Eukaryota; Metazoa; Platyhelminthes; Monogenea; Polystomatidea; Polystomatidae
Source: the annotation of a GenBank genome assembly
AUGCACUGUGUUAUUUUUGCUAACAGUUAUGAAUAUAAAGAUGGAGAGAGCCCUCAGAUCGCGAAUGAGUGGAAGCUUUCACUAAGUCCCCUUCUUAAGGCGAGUGCUGUCUGCAAUAUAUCUUGCCAUAAUGCUCUCAUCGAUGCAACGGCAGUCCGCAUAGAGCAGCACUUACCCCUGGAUGAUGGAGGUGACCUGCCGGACAGUCAAAGUGGUAGUGGUAGCAGCGGUUAUAAUUUGUGUAUCGUCUACACAGAUGACAACUGUCGAGAGAUAUUCACUUACUCUUAUCCAACUGCUGUAUAUCUCAAGCGUAAG